AUGUCCUUUGCCAAACGUGCCCUCCUCCAUGAUCAAAAUCAGAUGUUGACUAGAAUGAACAACGAAGCUAAGGCUCGCCGAUCACCUAGGUCAGUCGUACUCGGGAAGGCGAAAGUAAUGAGCUUUGAGGACAUCGAGGUGGCACGAGCAACGCGUGCUACAAAGGAGGUCAUCGAGGGCAAGGUAAAACGUGAUCGGAAACGUAAAAGUUCUGCAGAUGAUCCAGAAGCAACAGAGGCAGCAGAGCCAGAAGCAGAGCUAGAGCCAAAAAUGGCGCGGAUGAUAUAA
Molecule: messenger RNA, 288 nt
Organism: Botrytis sinoallii
Lineage: Eukaryota; Fungi; Ascomycota; Leotiomycetes; Helotiales; Sclerotiniaceae
Exons: 1
Coding region: 1-288 (95 amino acids)
Source: RefSeq, a predicted model, not a curated record